CGCAGCUAAGCUCUGGCUAACAUGGCAAAGAUCAUAUUCUACGAGGACAGAGACUUCCAGGGCCGCUCGUAUGCGGCCACUGCCGACCAGCCGGAUAUGCACGCUCACCUUAACCGCUGCAACUCAAUCCAGGUGGAAAGUGGCUGCUGGAUGAUCUACGAGCGCCCCCAUUACAUAGGACAUCAGUACUUCCUGAAAAAGGGGGAAUAUCCAAAUUACCAGCAAUGGAUGGGGUUCAAUGACUCCGUCAAGUCCUGUUGCAUAAUCACACCUAAGGAUACAAGUCUAUGAAAGGAAUGAUGUGGGAGGCAGGAUGACGGACUCCUUCUGUGACUAUCCUUCUCUCUGUGACGAAUUUCAUCCCAGGGACAUCCAGUCCUGUCAUGUUUUUGAAGGAAACUGGAUUUUCUGUGGACAGCCAAACUACCGAGCAUGGCA
Mauremys reevesii (Reeves's turtle) is the source of this 438-nucleotide messenger RNA. RefSeq names its product gamma-crystallin B-like. Gene Ontology annotation, biological process: visual perception; lens development in camera-type eye. The transcript is spliced from 3 exons. Lineage: Eukaryota; Metazoa; Chordata; Testudines; Geoemydidae. The coding region runs from base 22 to 291 and encodes 89 amino acids. The record is from RefSeq and is a predicted model, not a curated record. Gene Ontology annotation, molecular function: structural constituent of eye lens.